CUUACCUGAACUGAAGUUGGACAAUUCACUGAACUGAAGCAAAGUUGAGGCUGCAGCUGCGCCUGAACCUGAACUGAACUGAAGUUGUGAUUGAAGUCUCUGCAAUUGUGCCUCAACCUGAACUUCAGUUGUAACAUCAGAUUAAGGAACCAUCUCCACCUCAAGUUCCCCAAUGAUGAAAUUCGAUGCUCUAUCAGUGCUCUCCAAUGACUAUAUGAAGGAACAAAUUGCUGGCGACAAACUAUGUAAGUUGGUUUCGAAAAGGAAGAAGCUACCCCAUAGAGCAUUGGAUAUGUGGAAAUAUAACAUGAUGCACCAAAAGGAUAUCUUCUCUGACCUAUGGUACACGGAAUGUGUACUGACCUACAUAACACCUACAAGGCUGAGUUCCCUCGGAUUCUUCAAGAAGCUAAUGCUGAGAUUCCUCAAAAAGUUGCUCCUUUUGAUUUGAAUGAGAUUGCUCAAGAAGUUGCUCAAAUUGCUCAAGAAGCCACUGCUAAAGAAGAAGCUGCUGGCCAGAUUGCUCAAGAAGCUGCUGCUCAAGAAGAAGCUGUUGUCCAGAUUGCUCAAGAAGAAGCUGCCCAGAUUGCUCAAGAAGCUGCUCAAGAAGAAGUUGCUCCUUUUGAUUUGAAUGAGAUUGCUCCAGAAGCUGCUCAAGAUAUGGAUGUUCAAGAAGAAGCUGCUCAAGAUUUGGAUGCUCAAGAGGAAGCUGAUGCUCAAGAAAAUCCAAAAGCAGAAUUGACAAAUGAGCAAAGGCAUGCUGUCUACUUUGCUUUGGAGGUAAUCAGGACCAGAGAUGGAGAAAUUCAAGCAUAGGACAAGUAUAUCACUGCAGUCUUGAUGGAUACAAGUGUGCGGACUGUUGAGAGAAUAUGGGCCAAAGCCCUGGCACAGAUUGCACGAGGUGAAGAAGUUAACGUAUCAAAUAAGAAGAAAGGUAAUGUUGGCUGAAAAAAGAAAGAUCUGGAUUUGCCAAGGGUACUCACAAUACCACUCAACAAAAGAAAGACCAUUCGGAGUCUAGCAAAAUCAUUGGGUGUGUGCCACGCAACCUUACACCAAAGGUUUAUGCUGGGUGAUUUGAAACGACACAGAAGUAAUUUAAAGCCUUCGAUGACAGACGCAAACAAGAUUAAGAGACUACAAUUUUGCGUCUGGAUGCUUGACAAUUAUGGCUUGACAACUCCUUGCCCUUUCUUCAAGAAAAUGGACAAUGUCGUCCACAUCGAUGAAAAGUGGUUCUACAUGACCCGAAUAAGCAACAACUACUAUCUCCUUCCUGGUGAACCACGACCAUUGCGCACAGUGCAGAAUAAGAACAUCAUUGGCAAAGUUAUGUUCUUGACGGCUGUGGCGAAGCCAAGAUUUGGUGAAGGUGGAGAGGUCACAUUUGAUGGAAAGAUAGGCACCUGGGCCUUUGUCGAAGAGACGCCAGCUAAAAAAAACUCCAAACACAGAGAUAGGGGGACACUUGAAGUGAAAUCAGUGACUGUUACACGUGAUGCCAUGAGAGAGUUCAUUUGCAAGAAGGUCAUUCCAGCUAUCCAGGAUCGGUGGCCAGAUGAGGAUGUAGGAAGAACAAUCCUCAUACAACAAGAUAACGCUAAACCUCAUCUCCUCCCUACCGAUGAUGCUUUUCAACGGGUCGUGGACGAGACUGAUCUGGACAUUAAGUUGAUACAGCAGCCUCCAAACAGUCCGGACAUGAAUGUCCUCGACCUGUGCUUCUUCAGGUCCCUCCAGUCACUCACCGAUAGCACAGCACCAACAACUAUCAAAGAACUAAUAGAGGGUGUGGAGGAAGAAUACAAUAACUACGAUGUCCAGAAGCUCGCUCGAAGCUUCAUUACACUGCAGUACUGUAUGAUUGAGGCUAUGAAGGUGGAAGGAGGAAUUGGCUGUGACCUCCUACACAAGCAUAAGGAGCGCGCAGAAGGGAAGUUACCAUUUAUCACGGCAAAUUUACUGGCAAAAACCAAAGCACUUAUAGAAGGACAGGCUAAGAAAGAAAAUGUGACGUAGAGAAAGGAAGAGAAUGAUAGUACUUGUGUGUACUUGUGUAUGAUAUUACCAUGUGUAUGAAAACAUUUACUCCCAUUAUGAAAUGUGAUGUGUUGAUAUUAAUAUCA
Brachypodium distachyon (stiff brome) is the source of this 2129-nucleotide messenger RNA. RefSeq lists its product as uncharacterized. The transcript is spliced from 4 exons. Lineage: Eukaryota; Viridiplantae; Streptophyta; Magnoliopsida; Poales; Poaceae. The record is from RefSeq and is a predicted model, not a curated record. Bases 1069 to 2022 code for a protein of 317 amino acids. Gene Ontology annotation, molecular function: nucleic acid binding.